Messenger RNA from Lodderomyces orthopsilosis Co 90-125, 2424 nucleotides. It is a transcript of the gene UME6, whose product is annotated as Zn(II)2Cys6 transcription factor UME6. The record is from RefSeq and is a predicted model, not a curated record. Gene Ontology annotation, molecular function: DNA-binding transcription factor activity, RNA polymerase II-specific; zinc ion binding. Lineage: Eukaryota; Fungi; Ascomycota; Pichiomycetes; Serinales; Debaryomycetaceae. Gene Ontology annotation, biological process: regulation of DNA-templated transcription. The coding region runs from base 1 to 2424 and encodes 807 amino acids. The transcript has a single exon.
AUGGUGAGGCAUCCAAUCACUGAGUCUGCAAAAACCUCAUCAUCAACAGCAGCCGACGAUACUAUACCAGUGGAAUCAUCACCGCAAAUGGACAUGUCAUCACCUUUGAGGGCUACUCAACAUAACGGGUUAUCUAUACACCAAGACAGAGUGCUUACUAAUGAAUUACAAAGAAUGCAUGAGUUUAAUAUUGACAGAACCAACACUUUCGACCCCGCAUUUUACGAAUUUGGCCACAACCUGCUACUAUAUCAGCUAACAAGGCUUGAGAAUACAGCAAGUCUACCUUGUGCUCCACCUGUUCAUGUUCAUGGCGGUUUCAACAGACGACCAAGUAGUGACACACUGCGUUAUCAUAAAUACGAUUUUGGUUCGGGCACGCCCCAGCUGCACUCAGAUGAACAACAUUUACUACAAGCACAGCAAGCAGUUCAGCAGCAAAUCAAUACAGGGCAAAAUGAGUUGCCACACCACCCGUAUUCAAAUUAUGCAUCGAUUAGACAAUCGCAUUUUCAAAUACCCGUAGGUGAAAACUCAAUACCUCAAACAAACUCCACCGUUUCGUUGAACAAUUUGGAAAGAGAUAACAGCAUUCCAAAUACUACAACCCAGGCCAGUUUCUACCAAGCUAAUGACACUGGAAGUUUUUACGGUGAUGAUACCAGUGACCAAAUACCACACUCAGUGAACGAGUCAACAACAACGUUUUUGAACAUUCUCGAUCCUAGUCAAUCAACAGAUGCUAUCAAUGAAACAAUACCUGGUGAAUUCCAUGUCUACAAUGAGUACGAUGUAUCCAACGCUUCUACAGACUCACUUCUCAACUUCAAUCGAACACCUGCUCGUGCUCGUCUGUACCAACACCCUAGUGUUAAUAGAGACUUGUCACAUUUGCAAUUCUUCGAUGUAGUAGCUCAACGUCGAUUCCAAAGUGUGAAUCACCCACCGGUCAACCAAGUUAGCCAUUCGUUGGAAACCGAGUCGUAUAUGACACCCCACAAUCUACUGACUUUGGCGACUCAAGAUACAAAUAUGGACCAUUCACUCACACCAACAUUUUCUGACGUUUCAAGCUUCACCUCUAGUGCUUCGCUCCAUCACCCAACUACUACAAAUAGCUCCUCCUUGGGCACAUUUGACCCUAGUAUUUCCAUUGACUCGGUGCCUCCGGCAAUCAACAAGACACCAGCUCGUACAUUGAACAGCCCCUUAGCCAGUGCCAUGAUUGGCUUAUCUUCAACUACAAACCACAGAAUUUCCAAAAAACCGUCCUUGUGUAGAUUGAAAACAACAUCCAGAAAGAAUUUGAACAAGAUUUCAGGUGCUGUCGCAUCAUUGGAGACUAACGCAGCAAUCGCGUCAACAAGAUCGUCUCCUUCGACUGCUUCCAUGGGAUUAGAUCCCACAAAGCCAGAUACAUCAAUUUUUCAAAGUCAACAACAUCUGCAAGCGGAUACACCAACCUCAUUAGAGUCAUUUCCUUAUUUAAGACCACAGUCGCAACCACAACCUCAACUACAACCUCAACUACAACCACAAUUACACACAUUAAGAACUUUUUCUAACGCUUCACCAAGUUCUAUGGCCGUUGCUUCAACUGGUCGUCCGAGCGUUUUGGCAACUCCAACUAGUGCUAGUAGUGGCCCUAAAGGUGCCAAUGUGUUUCGUCAAGACCUUGAAGCUACAAAUGCAACUUCAAUGUUAUCACCAGGGGCACCUUUACUGCCAGCGGCAGAUUUGUUACAGCGACAAGAUCUUUGGAAGAAAAACUAUAGUUUGGGUCAUGAAAGGGAAGCUGGUAGAGUUUCAGUCUCCAAGAGGAAAAUACAGAAAAAAAAGAGUCUGAAACUUAUUAAUGAUUCUACAGCGGAUGAUACUGUUGAGGUUCUAGAUCCAAAAGCGAAAUCAAUUAACAAAAGGGAACUAGUAUCGUUGCGAAAUAGCGUGAUGGGUUUCAACCCUGAUUUCAAUACCGAUAAUGACGACGUUUCUGAAAGUGACAACAUUGAUGAUUCUUUCAAUUCCAAGAUUGGAAAAGAAAAAUUGCGACCAUCACAAAGCAAAUCAAGCAAACUCAGAAAGUCGAAAUCGACUCCGUUAUUGCCAAGUACUACCAGCGACUUGCUCGCCAACAAAGACCAACCGAUGAUGAAGAAAAAAUAUACUAGAAGAAGAUUACUACCUAGGUCAAAAAAAGGUUGUUGGAUUUGUCGUAUCAAGCACUUGAAAUGUGACGAAGUUAGACCAAGUUGUGGAGCUUGUAUUAGAUUUGGAUUGAUUUGUGACUAUAAUCCCGAUAAGCCAGAUUAUGUUACUGAUAAAGAGUUGAGACAGAAAAAAUUGAGCGAGAUCUCAGUAACCAGGAAGCAGAAUCAAGCUUUGGAGAAGAGGCCUAGCAAGAAAGAAAGUACAAAGAAAAAGUGA